AUGGAAUACAACAACAGCGCCCACCGCGCUCACCAGCCCCAGCACGUCGACACGGACCGGCUGGCGGCCGACAUGACGGAGCAGUUUCGUCAGGUCCUCAGCACCAAGCGCAUGAACGAACUCACAUCACGCUCAUCUCAAUCGCGCUCCUCAUCGCCCGCACCGAGGGACUUCGGCACUCCACAGCCGCCGCCGUCGCAGUCUGCCCCGCCGACGUACGCUUCCAUCAGGAACAUCCCCCUCGUCCCUGAAGCGCCUCGCGAUGCGCGCUCCCUCCGCUUCAAGAACAUGCUGCACUCACUCUCCAACAUGCCCGUUCGAUGGGAGAACCCUGGACUCCUCGACGAGGCUCUUCGCGUCAUCCCACUGGAGCAGAUCUACAACGAGGCCGAGGAAGAGAGCCAAAUAUUGCAGGCCGAAGCUGAGAGUAUGUCUGCCGGCAAGAAGGCCGCCUGGGGCUACCAAGAUUGCGUUGUCCGCGCACUCCUCCGAUGGUUCAAGCGAUCCUUCUUCUCGUGGGUCAACAACCCGCCGUGCUCGCGAUGCUACUCACCAACCGUCGCCGUUGGCAUCACUCCACCACUACCCGACGAGCAAGCCCGUGGCGCCAACCAGGUAGAGGCUUACCAAUGCUCCCACGAGGCCUGCAAAAACUACGAGCGCUUCCCACGAUACAACGACGCAUUCGUCCUGCUGCAAACACGCAAAGGCCGAUGUGGCGAGUGGGCCAACUGCUUCAGCAUGCUCUGCCGCGCUGUCGGCUCAAGAGUACGCUGGGUCUGGAACGCAGAGGACCACGUCUGGACCGAAGUCUACUCUGUGCACCGCAAGCGAUGGGUACACGUAGACGCCUGCGAAGAGGCAUGGGACAAGCCCCGGUUAUACACUGAUGGCUGGGGCAAGAAGCUCUCCUACUGCAUCGCCUUCUCAGCGGAUGGUGCCAUGGACGUCACCCGUCGGUACGUCCGCGACGCUAAGCACGCAGCUGAGCGCAACCGCGCACCAGAGGCCGUCCUCCUCCACAUCAUGGACGAGAUCCGAGCAACACGACGCGCCAACAUGUCCAAGCAGGACAAGUUCCGCCUGCAGGGUGAAGACAUCCGCGAAGCCAAGGAGCUCCGCCAGAGCGUCAUCUCAUCCAUUGCACACGCUGUCAGCAAACUCAAGCCAGAAGACAUCAUCAACGCUCAAGUCACCCGCCGCCUAGACCCCGAUGCCCAGAAGGCAUUGGAGGGCCGCAUGAGCGGCAACGCCCAAUGGAUACGAGCGCGCGGCGAGGGUGGACAAGGUCAACAGAACCAGCAAGACCCUCGAAACCAGCACCCGCGCUGA
Alternaria incomplexa is the source of this 1332-nucleotide messenger RNA. RefSeq lists its product as uncharacterized. Gene Ontology annotation, biological process: protein quality control for misfolded or incompletely synthesized proteins; protein deglycosylation; glycoprotein catabolic process. The record is from RefSeq and is a predicted model, not a curated record. The transcript is spliced from 2 exons. Bases 1 to 1332 code for a protein of 443 amino acids. Gene Ontology annotation, cellular component: nucleus; cytosol. Gene Ontology annotation, molecular function: peptide-N4-(N-acetyl-beta-glucosaminyl)asparagine amidase activity. Lineage: Eukaryota; Fungi; Ascomycota; Dothideomycetes; Pleosporales; Pleosporaceae.